Molecule: messenger RNA, 2112 nt
Organism: Chironomus riparius
Lineage: Eukaryota; Metazoa; Arthropoda; Insecta; Diptera; Chironomidae
Source: the annotation of a GenBank genome assembly
AAGAAGUAAACAAUGAAUUAUUAUAUUUAUUUCGUGAUUAUUGCUAGUUUUAAGUUUUUCACUCAUUAUCUCAAUGUCAUUGAGGUAUUUAUCGACAGAGAUUUGCCUGAGGACAUUAUCUAUGAUUACAUCAUUGUUGGAUCUGGAAGCAGCGGAGGUGUGAUUGCAUCUAAUUUGAAAGGCAAUGUCUUAUUAAUUGAGGCUGGUGGAUAUGGAUCAGGUUUUUUCUUUAACAUUCCAAUUGUUCAGCCACUGUUACUUCGUUCUGAUUAUGACUGGAAGCACGAAACAGUUCCUCAAACUAAUUCAUGUAAAGGAAUGAAUGAUAACACAUGCUUCUGGCCAACUGGCAAGAUUAUAUCAGGAACUCAUCGAUUGAAUAACAUGAUUUAUCAUAAAGGACAUCCAAUUGACUAUGCUGACUUCUUUAAGGACAUUAAUGAUGCUAAGAAGUACUUUAGAAUGAAUGAAAAAUCGAUUCCAGUAAGUGAGACUAAUUUCAAGUCCGCAGUGUCUCAUGCAUUCAUUAAAGCUGGAAAAAUUCUUGGAUUUGAUGACUUUAGUCACGUCAAUCUAACGCAGCUUUAUGGGAAGAGAUUUACUCAGAUCUACAAUUGGUGGAAGAAGAUAUUGGAACCACCAAAAGUCAUCCUCAAUGCCAUGGUCACAAAAGUGCUGUUUGCAGGAAAUCAGAAAAUAGUCACAGGAAUUGAAUUCAUUAAGAAUGACCAGUUACAUGAAGUUUUUGGAAAGAAGAUUGUUCUCUCAGCUGGAACUAUGGGAAGUCCUAGAAUUCUAUUACAUUCCGGGAUUGGACCAAAAGAUCAUUUAAAUGAAAUUGGCAUCAAUGUUGUAGAAGAUCUUCAAGUUGGUGAAAAUCUUCAGGAUCACGUGACAACAAACAUUGAGAUUUUAUUAAACCAGACUGUUGGAUGUUCCUUAAAAGACAUCUACAAUCCACUUAAUGUUAUUGACUAUUUGUUUAAAGGAAAUGGGCCUUUAGCAUUAGCUGGAUCUGAUGCUAUGGGAUUUGUGGGAUUUAAUGCUUCGAGUGACAUUCCAGACAUAAGUUUCAUAUUAUUGCCAAUUAGCAUAGCUGACGAUCAUGGAUUGCAUUUAAGGAAGGCAAUUAACAUUAAAGAUGUGGUUUGGAACCGAUAUUAUGUGCCAUUAAUUGACCAGCCAAUUGCAACAAUCCUUCCAAUUCUUUUACAUCCACAAAGUAAAGGAAAUUUGCGAUUAAGAAGCAGGAACAUCUCAGAUACACUUCUAAUCAAUCCAAACUAUUAUAAUGCACAAAAAGACAUCAAAAGCAUGAUUAAAGCCAUUCGAAUAAUCCAAAAGCUCAUCGAGGCACCGCCAAUGAGGCAAUUAGGUGCUGAAUUGAUACCAAAGAAGCUACCAGGCUGUGAAAAUCAUAAUGAUAAUUCAGAUGGAUAUUGGGAAUGCUACAUAAGACAUUUGACACUGACUAUGUACCAUCCUGUUGGUACUUGUAAGCUUGGAGAUUAUGAAGACAAGACUUCUGUAGUUUUAAGGAACUUUCAAGUUAAAAAUGUUAAAAAUUUGUAUGUUGUGGAUGGGUCAAUAAUCCCUAAAGCAAGCAGUGCUAAUCCCCAUGCAUUAAUUUCAAUGUUAGCCCAUAAGUUUACACAUGAAAUGAAUUUGAUUAAUGAUGCAGAUGAGUAAAGUGUUAUUUACACGAUUUCUUGUUAAAUAAUUAAAGAUAAAUUUAGAAUUCUGUUGAGUUCAUUAAGUGCAUGUGGCUAGAAAAUUGACUCAAUAUUUGUACAUGGAAUCACUUUAUUGUGGUUAGUUUUGAAUGUGUAGCGUGACACAUGUGUGAUUGAGAUAAAUUACCAAAGAAUUGCAUAUUUAAAUUUAAUUUUCAAAAGUUCAACGGAAUUUCGGGAUUUGAAUUUCUUGCGUCAAAUGAAGCGAGAUUUUGAAUCCAAAAAGUCCGCUGAAAAUUCAAAAAAAAAUCGCAUCAGUUGAAGCGAAAAUUUCAAAUUUAAACAUUCCGUUUUAAAUUUACAUACGAUCAAUUACAUUAGUCAUGACUAUUUAAAUAAAAAUUCUAAUUUAAUAAAUGCUCAAAGACUGUUGUUCAUG